Messenger RNA from Microbotryum saponariae, 1454 nucleotides. The record is from the annotation of a GenBank genome assembly. NCBI's taxonomy places the organism in Eukaryota, Fungi, Basidiomycota, Microbotryomycetes, Microbotryales, Microbotryaceae.
AUGUCUCUCUGGCUGUGGAUUUUCCCUUGCAUCAUCGGCUGCAUCUGCGUGUUUACGUUCAUUCAAGAUCUUCUGGCUGCCAAGAUGGGUCCUCCUACGAUCUUGAUGGAGACCGUGACGAUGGUUGGUGGUCAGUCCCGACUCCCGACUGCCGUUGCCCCCACCCGCCUCCCCUUCCACCUGGAUCCUUCAUCGCACACGCAGUGGCCGCCGCACUUCGGACAGCUGAUCACCACGUCGGUCAUUCUUGUGCCAUGCACUACCAGACUCGAUCACCCAAGGAGCUUGGGCUCUCAAUGGAACGGGUGCAGCAUUGGCCAAUGCCUACCAACGCAAGCUGUCAGUGAAAAGAGAUCUACCACACGAUUCUGCAAGCCGACGUGCUCAUUUCGACGCAUGUGAUCCUCUCUUUACAGUGAUGUCGUUAACCGUGGAUUUGCAGGUAGGUUCUCGAUGCAAGCUGGUGGGAGCAGGUCGUAUGAACACGUGCUGAUCACAUUCUGUCCCUUCGCAGGUUACAACAGUUCGUUCAUGCAGAUUCGGCCUCGACAUGACCAUCCAUGCAGACAUUCCAGCUGACCCUCCGACCCUUGCGCAUUUCAAAAGGUGUCUGGGCACUUGCCGUGGCCAAGGAGGUCAGUUGCACCUCCGGACAACUUGAGACCUGCUUGUAAGCAAUCCACUGAUGCCCUCCUCCUCGGCGUAAAUUUGCAACCCGCAGUUCUUGCCCAAGAAGACCGAUCAUCUCCCCAAAAUGGCUUUGAUGACCAUCUGGCUCGGUGCAAACGAGUGCGUAAAAAGACGUGUUCAAGCAGAACGCGUCGCGCUCACGAUCCCGUCCUAACGCCGAGGAGGAAUCUUCGCUCUCCCGCUGCAGUGCCGCUCUCCCGCCUUCACCUCAGUCGAUCACGGUUGAAGAGUUCAAAGCUGCCCUCCACAGCAUCAUCAACCUCGUCAAGGACUCCAACUCACCCUGGUACUCCCCCACGACCAAGUUCCUCCUCAUCACCCCACCCCCCGUCGAAGCUGACGUACGCAACAACGAACUCAUGUCUCGAAUCCCUGCCCGCGUCCCCGAUCGGGAUACCGAACGGACGCGCCUUUUCGCCGUCGCCGUUUUGGAAGUCGGUCAAGAAGCAGGGGUCCCCGUCGUCGAUACGUGGACCGCGAUCACGCAAAGGGCUGCGCAGACCCCCGAGGGAUUGAGCAAAUUCCUCUCCGACGGUUUACAUUUGACUGCCGAGGGUUAUGGCGUCGUGACGGAAGGUGUGGCGAAUGCGAUCGCGACGAGGUUGCCUGAACUGCAUUGGGAUCGAUUGGGCGAGGUUUUCCCCGCUUGGACGGAGAUUGUCAACGAGGGAGCGCUCGAACCUAUCCUGGCCAAAUAUGCUAGGUUGCCGCAGGAGUCGCAACUCCCACCGCAGUAUCCUGUAGACUCCAAGUCCGAGCUGUAA